Molecule: messenger RNA, 1510 nt
Organism: Gadus morhua (Atlantic cod)
Lineage: Eukaryota; Metazoa; Chordata; Actinopteri; Gadiformes; Gadidae
Gene: nkx2.7
Product: NK2 transcription factor related 7
Exons: 2
Coding region: 200-1084 (294 amino acids)
Biological process (GO): regulation of transcription by RNA polymerase II; cell differentiation
Cellular component (GO): nucleus
Molecular function (GO): RNA polymerase II cis-regulatory region sequence-specific DNA binding; DNA-binding transcription factor activity, RNA polymerase II-specific
Source: RefSeq, a predicted model, not a curated record
CAAACCAAUCCAAAUCCGAGUGGCCCAUUGGCCCACGAUCUGGGGAGGUCUUCUGAGAGGACCAACAGGUAAUCCACCUCUCCGGGUUCACGCAUUGAGACACCUCAUCUCCCAAUGACGCCACUGGUUAGAGCCAAGGGUACCCAUAGUGGUCUUUACAUCUUAACUGGAACUCUUCCGUCAUUCAAAAGCAAAAGGGAUGAGUUUCCAUACCAUCGCGUUAACGCCGUUUUCAGUCAAGGACAUACUUCAGCUGGACCUUUAUCACACAUCUGAGGACCGGCUCCUGCUGUCUGCUCGUGCCCCCUCCAUGCCCCGUUUGGACGUCGCCCGACCGGAAGGCGCGCUCGCCAGGCUGGAGAGUGAUUGCGGGGAUCAGCUCGUUUCGGGGACGCCGUGGAAACGCACCGGGAACCUCGAUACCCGGAGAACCCUGUUGUUACCAGAAGUUAAAGCUAAUGACCGGGAAACAAGCGGCCACUACAUUUCUCCUCGCCCCGUGAAGCCCAAGGCCGCACCGCCACCACGGCCUCGCGUUCUGUUCUCCGCGGCUCAGGUGGCGCAGCUGGAGCAGCGCUUCACGCAGCAGCGCUACCUCUGCGCGGAGCAGCGGAACGUCCUGGCGCACCUGCUGGAGCUGACGUCCACGCAGGUCAAGAUAUGGUUUCAGAACAGGAGGUACAAAUGCAAGCGGCAACGGCAAGACCAGUCGUUGGAGCUAGCGGGCUACCCGGCCCUCUCACACCCCCCGAGGAGAGUGUCGGUCCCGGUGUUGGUCCGGGACGGGCAGCUCGUCUGCCAGGCCGCAGGGGCCCGUGCAGCGGCAGGGCAGAGCGGUGGGGCCCUCGGUCCCUCCGGUCCCGGCUGUGGAUAUUACCGCCACUCCGACGCCUUGUACGGCUACAACAACAACAACAACAACAACAACAACAACGUGUCUGUCGCUUGUCUCACCCACCUAACCGCCGCUCAGACGGCUGACCGCCACCCGGCUGACCUGGGCCUGAUGGACACUCGUUACGGACCUUCUAACGCGACGUUCAGCUUCGGACACAUUCAGCCGUCAAGAGGUUGGCUCGAUUAGAAUGAGUUCAUAGAAAUCUAGCAUCGAUUUGGAAUAUUCAUUGUAAUUUUUUAAUUGCUUUGCUUUUUUAAAUAUUAAUUUGCCAAUUAGUUGAAAUAAAACGACAAAAAGGGGGCUGCUCAUGUCAUAGAAAUAAUGUUUGGUUAAUUGUCUUUGAAAUUACUUAAAUUCCAUUUAUCUAGUAGGCUAGGCCUGCACGUGAUAUUGAAUUUGAUCUGAAGGCCUAGAUCUGUCCUUUGAGCGAAAUUAAUUAGGCCUACCGCGUAUUAUUGUGAAUUAAAUUAAAAGGAUAUUUAGGAAUCUUACAUAUACCUAUAAAUGCUGAAUUUAUUUACCUUAGUUCAGUUAUGAACUGGGAUUUCAUGGUUGAUACCACACCUUCCCCAGGCUAUGUUUGAGAAAUGUUUUAUCAAGGCACCCAUCGAA